AUGACCAAGAUAAGAUUCGAAGCCAUGCACACUGUCUUCCGCAAUGCCAAUGCUAUCCUGUGGGUGACCUCAGGUGUGGCUUGGGGCAAGAAUCUACUGGCAAAUGUGUCGGUGGGGUUAGGACAUAAGCUGCUGGCUGAACGUAGUGAUUUGCGGCUUCCAAGCGAAAUUCUCUUGGCUUACGAACCCCAUCUCGUACUCAUAGACAGCGCCUUUUACAUUCCUAAGGUCCUGCCUCUAGAUAGCCUUAACCAUACAGCUGUUGAGGUGGCAAAACAGGACACUGUCGAUAAAGGUACUACUGAGCGCAAGGGGACAUUCGCCACCGACAAGCCGUACAUUCUUUUCGGCAUGACGGGUGACCUUGGAAUCUCUAUUGCUUGCUAG
Molecule: messenger RNA, 387 nt
Organism: Plenodomus lingam JN3
Lineage: Eukaryota; Fungi; Ascomycota; Dothideomycetes; Pleosporales; Leptosphaeriaceae
Source: RefSeq, a predicted model, not a curated record